CGAGUGCUUUUCUCUCCCGGCUGCGCGAGCGCCGGGGUGUCGGGCGCCUGCGCAGAGCCGGGGGCCUGCCCCCUGGCCGGAGUCUGGGGGACGGGCCGGCAGCUGGGAGGCGAUGGAGCACAAAAGCGGCCUGGAGGGUGGACCGGAGCUGGAGCAGGAGGAGGGAGAGCCCGAGGUGAAGAAGCGCCGACUUCUGUGUGUGGAGUUUGCCUCGGUAGCGACUUGCGACGCUGCCGUGGCUCAGUGCUACCUGGCCGAGAACGAUUGGGAGAUGGAAAGAGCGCUGAACUCCUACUUCGAGCCGGCCGUGGAGGAGAACGCUUUAAAAAGCCGUCCUGAGACCCCCUCUGAGCCCGAGUCCUGUGUUGACUUAACCAAGGAAGAAACAAGUGAUUCCUUUAGUUGUAAAACCAGCACAUCUGAAAAUGUUCAGCAAGAAGAUGGCAGUGUGUUCUCUUUCAUUACCUGGAAUAUAGAUGGAUUGGACCUAAACAGUCUGCUCGAGAGGGCUCGAGGGGUGUGUUCCUAUUUAGCAUUGUACAGCCCAGAUGUGAUAUUCCUACAGGAAGUUAUUCCCCCGUAUUAUACCUACCUUAAGAAGAAAGCAAGUAGUUAUGAGAUUAUUACAGGUCGUGAAGAAGGAUAUUUCACAGCUAUAAUGUUGAAGAAAUCGAGAGUGAAAUUUAAAAGCCAAGAGAUUAUUCCUUUUCCAAAUACAAAAAUGAUGAGAAACCUUUUGUGUGUGCAUGUGAGUGUGUCAGGAAAUGAACUUUGCCUUAUGACUUCUCACUUGGAGAGCACCAGAGGGCAUGCCGAGGAACGAAUGAAUCAGCUGAAAAUGGUUUUAAAGAAAAUGCAAGAGGCUCCAGAGUCAGCUACAGUUAUAUUUGCAGGAGAUACAAAUUUAAGGGAUCAAGAAGUUACCAAAUGUGGUGGCUUACCCAACAACAUUUUGGAUGUCUGGGAGUUUUUGGGCAAACCUAAGCAUUGUCAGUAUACAUGGGAUACCCAAAUGAACUCUAAUCUUGGAAUAGCUGCUACUUGUAAGCUUCGUUUUGAUCGAAUAUUUUUUAGAGCAGCAGCAGAAGGCAGUCACAUCGUUCCCCGAAGCUUGGACCUCCUUGGGUUGGAAAAACUGGACUGUGGUAGAUUUCCUAGUGAUCACUGGGGUCUUCUGUGCAAUUUAGAUAUAAUAUUGUGAAAUACCUUUCAAAUAUAAGUUUUAAAUGUUCUGAAUCAUUUUGUUCUAUGUUUUUACAAAUAGAAUUUCUACCCUCUUGGAGAGGUAGUUUAAUAUGGAGGAAUUCAUAUACUGGAUCAUUGUAACAGAAGAGAAAACUACUGUGAUUUUAUUUUGUGGAUUGUGUCCUCAGAUUUCAUAACUAAAUCUCAGUAUUUAUUUAAACUAAAGCAUACCUGUGGCCUUUAAAUGAGGGGCUAUUAGAGCUUGUAAUAGUGCUCAUAGCUGCUGGCUGGGUUUCAAGCAAGGCCAUGUUGUCUGUAGAUUAGACUUUAUAUUGAUUUAUUUUUAAAUCCAGUACCCAAAUAGUUAAUAUUUUAAAUAAAUCUUUUAAAAAAAGGAGGUUACUGUAUCCUGGGGAUUGGAUCUUUUAAUAAUAUUUCACAGAUCCAGAUAAUCUUAAAUGAAAAAGCUAUGAUCAUCUGCAUUUAAGUAGACUGCAACUGUCCUGCAUCAGACUUUAUUUUUGUUAGUUAACAGUACCUAUUUGGUAAGCUAGAAAUGAACUCAUGAUUUAAAAUUCCUUAACUUCUGGAAUUCCUGCUGUGGUGCAGUGGGUUAAGAAUCUGACUACAGCACCUUGGGUUGCUGCAGAGGUGCAAGUUCGAUCCCUGCCCCAGUGCAGUGGGUUAAAGGAUCUGGCAUUGCUGCAGGUACAGCUCAGAUUCAGUCUCUGGCCCAGGAACUUCCACAUGCCAUGGUUGUGGCCAUUAAAAAAAAUUCCUUAACUUCUAAAAACUCAUGUUUGUAAUAUGUCACCAACAGAGGCAAAUGGCUUGAUAGUGAUUAAAGUCUGUUUUAUAGCAGCAUUGGACUUUUUUCUAAGAUGAAAAUAAACAUAUAAAGAGAAA
Messenger RNA from Phacochoerus africanus (Common warthog), 2091 nucleotides. It is a transcript of the gene TDP2, whose product is annotated as tyrosyl-DNA phosphodiesterase 2. The coding region runs from base 113 to 1201 and encodes 362 amino acids. Gene Ontology annotation, molecular function: single-stranded DNA binding; 5'-tyrosyl-DNA phosphodiesterase activity; protein binding. Gene Ontology annotation, biological process: double-strand break repair. NCBI's taxonomy places the organism in Eukaryota, Metazoa, Chordata, Mammalia, Artiodactyla, Suidae. The transcript is spliced from 7 exons. The record is from RefSeq and is a predicted model, not a curated record. Gene Ontology annotation, cellular component: PML body; cytoplasm.